This is a messenger RNA of Oldenlandia corymbosa var. corymbosa, 1429 nucleotides long. The record is from the annotation of a GenBank genome assembly. NCBI's taxonomy places the organism in Eukaryota, Viridiplantae, Streptophyta, Magnoliopsida, Gentianales, Rubiaceae.
GCUAGAAACGUCGGGUUUCUUCCAUUACGAAUCAUUUUCAGCAAUUUUCGACUCUUCUAUUCAAAAAUUACUGGAAACAAAAACAACUUGGAGUUAUUUUAAUUUUUGCUUAAUUAUUGUAAACUGUUUGGCCUCAAAUCCUUUUUCUUUUGCAUCAACUGAUAAUGCUGAACCGGUGACUGAAAAAUGCCAUGAUGAAUCCCAGCAACAGGAUGGAUACUGACAUGAUGGAGGCCGAUUUCUCGUCGGCGCCCCCGCCUCCGCCGUCAUCUCAGCCUCCACCGUCGAUCCCCGACCAAGUUGAUGGGGUGAGAGGUCUGUUGUCAACGGCUCGUCAGCUGAUUGAUCAAGGCCGCCCUUCCCAAGCUCUCCAAGUGGUGGUUAUGGCAAUGAGGAGCAAAGGCGGAGAGGAGGCUGUCUUCCAAACUCUUACCCGAGCUCGGGAAUUGUAUAGGAACAAAGUUGAGUGUGCAGCUGCUGACGAGCUCGCCACACUCUUUGCUGAAUGUGCUAUUGUAGAAGCAAUACCAUCCAGUGUGGAAUCCUCUUCACAUUGCACGACUGAGCGUGCUGUUGAACUCAGUGCUCAUGGAAGUUCGAUACUUGCAGAAACUGGCCGAGAUCAGAUUGUGCUCGAUGCGUUUGCCGAUGGGAGCAGCUUUGUCUGUUUGCAGUGUGGAGGUUUGGUGAGCAAUCAACGUAAAGAUGAGCACUAUGCCUUCUGGUGUUGCAAACUUUGAUGUUGCUGUUGGAAGCUCAUGAUUGAUCACAUCCAACAUCUAGUUUCUUCUAUCCUCACCCUAGAUCAUCUCCAUUCGAGCAUUGUGUAUAAUGUACUGAGGUUGUUUGCUCUAGAUAGUUUGUUUCGUCUUGGUUGCUUAUGAGCCUCAGCUAUGUAUGUUUGUCAGAAAAAAUUUUUGGUGACCCAAGUUACGGAAUUGAUUGUCUUGUGGAUAGGUGGUUAUGUGGUCUCAAUUUGGGGAGUCCACAAAUUAUACUACUCCACUGUCAAUGGAAUUUGUACCAUUUGCUGAUAGAAUAAGAUUUGAUGAAAGAAAAGAAACGAUAUAGUACUUGUGGCUGCUGGUAUUUUUGAACCUGUUCCAUAAAAUCUUUUUUCUGUUUUGUAAUGUAAUUGAUGUUUUUCUUCAAUUCGCAAAGAUGCUGUCUUUUCGAUAUUCAUGUUCGUCGUGAUAGGUAAUUUUGGCAUAUGACAGAACUGGACUGACCAUGUAAAUGGGAUGAUACGCCUACUACAUGUUUCGGUGGUUUUGCAACUUCAGGUAGUCUAAUUGUACUGUGUGAUGGCUUCCAGAACACAAGCAACCAUCUAUAGGUUUAACUUCACUGAAGAUGCCAAUUGUGUAUAGCCAAUCUACAGCAUCAGUUGUGUAGUUUUGGUCUCCUGCAACAUCUUUCUUUAUAAGGC